AUGACAUGCUGCAAUAACUCCGCCACCGGCGAGUUCAAAAUCCGUUGUGGCAUCUCAACCAUUGCUUGCCCUUCAUAUGGGCAUAACAUAUGCUCCCAAGAUGAGGGAAUACAUGACUAUUUGCCGGGGUUACCAUCGGGGGUGACAAGUUUUAUAAUGUCAAAUCUUACAAAACUCGAAUUUGUGGCUCUGGACAUCACUGGAAAUAACUAUUUAUCAUGGGUACUAGAUGCUGAAAUUCACUUAGAUGCAAAGGGUCUUGGUGAGGCUAUUAAGGAGGGAAAUGAAGAAAGUACACAAGAUAAGGCCAAGGCCAUGAUUUUCCUUCGCCAUCACCUCCAUGAAGGUCUUAAGGCCGAAUAUUUGACUGUUAAGGGCCCUCAAAUUCUUUGGGCCAAUCUAAAGGAAAGAUAUGACCACCAGAAAACUGUGAUUUUGCCUAAAGCUCAUUAUGAGUGGCUGGAUUUAAGAUUAUUGCAAGACUUUAAGUCUACACAAUAUCGUGAAAAAGGCUUCCAGAAAUAUUCUGAAUUAAUUUCUUGUCUCCUAGUGGCGGAGCAAAACAACGAGCUGCUAAUGAAAAACCAUGAAUUACGCCCAACUGGCUCUGUUCCAUUCCCUGAAGCGAAUGUGAGUUUACACAAUGGGCAAGAAUUAAAAGAAACACACCAUGCAAAUAGUAGUGUGCGUAGCCGCGGACAUAGAUAUGGAUAUGGUCGAGGUGGUCGUUUUAAAAAUUCACAUUCCUACCAGAAGUGGGAUCGGAAAAAUGGUAACAGGGAAAAGAAAGAAAAAUGUGAAAAUGUGACUAAUGUAUGCUAUCGUUGUGGAGGAAAAGGACAUGGGUCUCAUGUGUGUCGCACACAAAAGCAUCUAGUUGAUCUUUAUCAGCAGUCCAUAAAACAGAAGGGAAAGAAAGUAGAAACCAAUCUUAUGUAUAAAGAUGGCGAAGGUGAUUUUGAUGAUGGCAAUGCAACCCACUUAGAAGUGACUGAUUUUCUUUCUACCCCUAAAGGAAAUUAUUAA
This is a messenger RNA of Gossypium arboreum, 1026 nucleotides long. RefSeq lists its product as uncharacterized. Lineage: Eukaryota; Viridiplantae; Streptophyta; Magnoliopsida; Malvales; Malvaceae. The record is from RefSeq and is a predicted model, not a curated record. The transcript is spliced from 3 exons. The coding region runs from base 1 to 1026 and encodes 341 amino acids. Gene Ontology annotation, molecular function: nucleic acid binding; zinc ion binding.